Messenger RNA from Amphimedon queenslandica, 1337 nucleotides. RefSeq names its product transcription termination factor 2-like. Lineage: Eukaryota; Metazoa; Porifera; Demospongiae; Haplosclerida; Niphatidae. The transcript has 14 exons. The annotation marks the transcript as partial. The record is from RefSeq and is a predicted model, not a curated record. Gene Ontology annotation, molecular function: ATP binding; ATP-dependent activity, acting on DNA. Gene Ontology annotation, biological process: DNA repair. Gene Ontology annotation, cellular component: nucleus.
AUUAUCGUUGGGCCCUUACUGGUACUCCCAUACAGAACAAGCUUAAAGACUUCUACAGCUUAAUAAAGUUCCUUCAUGUUGCUCCCUUUGAUGAUCUUAGAGUUUGGAAGGACACUAUUGAGGGUAGAAGCUUAGGAAUGAAGAGGUUACAGGCGAUGGUCUCAUGCUUAGUUUUGAGAAGACUAAAAGAAGAGUUUGAAUCAACUAAGCUACCAGCGAAAAACGUGGUAUGUCACAAGCUUGCACUCAAUCCGGAGGAGAGGAGUAUCUAUAAUGUGCUCUUUCAUUUCAGCAGGGACUUCUUUAUGAAGUAUUUAACUGAGAUGGGUGAAUUUGAUAUGCUUUCUGAUUCAGCUCCAUCCCUCAGUAGUCUACUGCACAAAGUCCCGUCUCAUUUAAGAUCCUCUGUUGAAACUUUAAUGAAAUCAAUGAUACCUAACAUUGAAGAAAUGGAAGGACAACGUCGCUCGGGGUCCAUGAUAUUAUUACUGUUAUUAAGAUUGAGGCAGUGUUGUAAUCAUCCUAAUCUCUUGUCUACUGCUCUAACCUCUGAAGUGUUGGCUGAGGAUGAUCUAGCACUAGCUAUGGGAGCUCUCUCUAUUGGGGCCACCUCUGAACCAAAACAAGACCUAUCUGUUAGUUCCAAAGGAUUUUUCCAUAGCUCUCACAUCAGUAGUAAGGUCCAGUCUAUCAUUACUAAACUGGAUGAAAUCUUUUCUAAUGAGGACCCCAAUGAGCCAUUACCUAAUAAAUGUAUCAUAGUGUCACAGUGGACCAGCAUGCUGCAUAUCAUUGAGCAUCACUUAACACUGUCAAACAUAUCAUGUACAAAGAUUGACGGGAAAGUUCCUCUUAAAGACCGUCAUGCUAACAUUGAUGCAUUUAACAGGAAAUCACCUAACCCAAGAGUCAUGUUAUUAUCAUUACAAGCUGGUGGUGUUGGUCUAACACUGACUGCUGCCAAUCACGUCUUUAUCACUGACCUCCACUGGAAUCCUCAAUUGGAGCAGCAGGCAUCAGACAGGUGUCAUCGUGUUGGUCAAACACGGACAGUAACUAUCCACAGGUUUAUGACUGAGAAUACAGUAGAGAGAGUCAUAGCAGUAAUACAGGAAAACAAGUUGAAAUUAGCUUCUGAUGUUCUUGGAGGGUCUACCAAGAAAGGAAGGAAGGGUAUGGGGCUGACACUUCAAGACCUCAAAAUGCUCUUUGAAAUACCUUAACUGAUGAUCAUUUAUUAUAAUUGAUUUCAUUUAUAUGCUGCCCACUUGAUGUUGUACUGUAUUGUCAUUGAUUAUUGAUUUUAAAUCAUUAGUUUAGUAAAACUGUCACACAAA